UGCUGCUCCGAUUGGGCGUCCGAGGCGCCGCGCCGGCGAGCCGACGGCUCCAUGCCUCUCCUGCGCUUGGCAGGGCACGGGCAAGCGCACGGAGCGAGGCCCGCCUGUCAGUGCGGCGACAGCAGGUCCCCGGACGAGCAUUGAGGGUGCCUCGGCGCGGCGCUGUCUGCGCUGGCGAUGCAUGAUCCAUCGUCGGUUGGCCCGCACGCGACGCGUGGCGGGCGGCAUCCGCGUCGGGUGCCUGGCGCGUGGCUUUGCGUGGCAUGCUGCGGCGUCCGCCGGUGCCGAGCAGGCCAGAGGCAUUGAGGCAAGCCCGGAAGCUGAUUGUCGGAUCGCCGGGGGCGAGCGAGCACCCUCGAAAUAUACGGAGCAUUGGGAUGCGCGGGAUGGCGGCUCUGCGAGCGAGAUUUGCGACACGCACACGCGCGCGCCACGCUGCGCAGGAGAGACAGCGAGCGCAUGCGCCUGCAGCGGCGCGUCUCCCCGCACAUCACAUGCCGGAGGCCAGGACAGGACGCUGGCCGCGAGCAUGCACACAUGUGCGUGCCUAUCUUGGGCCGGGCGUGGUGCUCCAUGCGGCGAGACGAGCUCUGCCUGGCGUUGCGCUUUGCCUGGUGUGCGCCGGAGGGCGUGCCGCAGCGACGCCCUGCUCACGGCCAUCCCCUGUGCUGCGACGUCACGCGUGCAGGGGGAGCCGGAGCCGACGCCCAGCGCUGCGGAAGCGGAGGGCGAAGAAAGGCACCGACAAUGAGCCGAGGUCUGAGUCUCGCACUCAGGGGUGCGUGGCUUCCACGGACCGACGGCUGAACCAGAGGCGGCCGCUGCCUGCUGCGGCAUGCUCGCACGCCUGCGCGCUGCUGCUGCGAGCUGCGAGCGCUUUGCUGCACUCUGCACUCUGCACUUCCAGCUCCGGUGACAGCAACCGAUAGCCAGCACUCAGCUGCGCACUCCGGCCAUUGUCCCGGUGGUGCUGCGGCAGGCACGCUGAGCCACGGCGAUGAAUGCACAAUGCGAACUCUGCGAGAUGCACCGGAUCGCCAACCGUGCAGCAGAGUGCAGCGAGAGGUGCAGCUUGCCGCAGCACGCACCUGCCUGCCUCGUUCGCUCGCCGGCAUUCCACGCGGCUCCGGCCGCCCAGCUCAGGGUCCGAGGUCGGACGUCGCCCGCCACUGCCAGGACAGCA
Molecule: messenger RNA, 1183 nt
Organism: Tilletiopsis washingtonensis
Lineage: Eukaryota; Fungi; Basidiomycota; Exobasidiomycetes; Entylomatales
Exons: 1
Coding region: 264-929 (221 amino acids)
Source: RefSeq, a predicted model, not a curated record